This is a messenger RNA of Gadus morhua (Atlantic cod), 2416 nucleotides long. It is a transcript of the gene elovl1b, whose product is annotated as ELOVL fatty acid elongase 1b. Gene Ontology annotation, biological process: fatty acid elongation, polyunsaturated fatty acid; sphingolipid biosynthetic process; fatty acid elongation, saturated fatty acid. Gene Ontology annotation, cellular component: endoplasmic reticulum membrane; endoplasmic reticulum. Gene Ontology annotation, molecular function: fatty acid elongase activity. NCBI's taxonomy places the organism in Eukaryota, Metazoa, Chordata, Actinopteri, Gadiformes, Gadidae. The record is from RefSeq and is a predicted model, not a curated record. The transcript has 9 exons. The coding region runs from base 277 to 1236 and encodes 319 amino acids.
UCCCCCUUUAGCAGCUCCAUCAGUGGCUUUGGGCUGGGCCACAAAGAACAAGAUCCCUUUAUAACGCCGCGUCCGCGACGAGGAAGCGGGUGGAAAGACAAGCGAGUCCCAGAAGACGCUUAAACUUACUUAUUUCGCCUCCUUCUUUCAACUGCUGCUUUGUUUUGCACUUCCGUGUCCUGCUGGGUAGACUCCACCACCUGGGAGACCUUGCCUUGAAGACUUCACACUCACUGAGGUCAUUGCCUUCCAAAGAACAAGAACAAGAACAUUAAGAUGCUGCAGGAGAUGGGCUCCCACGCUAUGGAUAUCUACGACUACCUCCUGAGUGGGAUCGAUCCACGCAUGACAAUGUAUCCGCUGAUGCAGACCCCGGUGGCGAUGUCCGCCAUCCUGCUGUGCUACCUGUUCUUUGUACUGUACCUCGGACCUCGCAUCAUGGCGAACCGCAAGCCCCUGCAGCUGAAGGAAGCCAUGAUCACCUACAACUUUGCCCUCGUGGCACUGUCAAUAUUUAUCGUCCACGAGUUCCUGAUGUCCGGCUGGCUGAGCACCUACACCUGGCAAUGUGAUCCCGUCGACACCUCCGACAGUCCUGAAGCGACAAGGAUGGUGAGGGUGGCCUGGCUUUUCUGGUUCUCCAAAAUCAUUGAACUCAUGGACACGAUCUUCUUUGUGCUGAGGAAGAAAGACGGCCAGAUCACCUUCCUUCACAUCUUCCACCACUCGUUCAUGCCCUGGACCUGGUGGUGGGGAGUGGCCUACGCCCCAGGUGGAAUGGGCUCCUUCCACGCCAUGAUCAACUGCUCCGUCCACAUCGUCAUGUACUUCUACUACGGCCUCUCCGCAGCCGGCCCCCGCUUCCAGAAGUUCCUCUGGUGGAAGAAGUAUAUGACCGCCAUUCAGCUGGUCCAGUUUGUGCUGGUCUCCCUCCACGCUACACAGUACUACUUCAUGGACACCUGUGACUACCAGUUCCCCAUGGUCAUUCACCUCAUCUGGGUAUACGGCACCUUCUUCUUCGUCCUCUUCUCCAACUUCUGGAUCCAGGCAUACGUUAAGGGCAAGCGGUUGCCCAAGCAAGACUUGAAGCGAAGCCUGAACGGUGGCCACGCCCACACCAACGGCAAGCACAGUGAGAACGGCACCAGCAACGGCCAUGCCAUUAGCAAGAAAAGCGACUCUUCUCAAAAUGAGAACGGCAGCUCCAUCCUCAGCAAAAUGAAGAAGGCCUAGGGUUCUCUAGAGUGAAACCGCCAAGAUGAAUGACUGUGUGAGCCCACACAAACCACCAUGGAUUCCAAAGAAUAUUUUGGUUGUGUUUCUUGUCUAGCGUUGCUUUUUUUGUCUUGCCUUUUUAAUUGACAAAAAGACAACUUUGAUUGGGAGAAAAUGUCUGUUCUUUGUUUUGUCUUUCUAUGCGUUCCCUCCACUGAUGUUGCCAAUGUCUUCACAGUUCAGUAUCACCAGAGUCCCAUUCCAAUGUAAUUUCGCAGCCCACGGUCAUUGAACCACUCACCCCGAACUGCUAACCCUCCUUAACACCCUGUGGAUGGAUUGUUGUACAGUUUAUAUGGAACUUGGACUUUGCAUAUUGUAAAUAUAUUUGCCACACACAAGCUAAUUACAUUGGUAUGCUUUGAAUGUUCUAAGGUUUGUUAAUAUAUUUUCCAAUCCAACCAAUUUCAAUAAUAGCAUUUUAUAUUACCAAUGCCUUUUUAGUUUAAUAUUUCCAGUUCCUGGAAAAGAGCAAGUCUUUUGUUGUGUGGAAUAAACUUUUACAAUUACAUCUUUGGGGUUGAAAUGCUUUGCAGGGAACAUUUGUAUUUUUCUACUGCUGGUGAUUUUAAGCGGCCAGCGUCCCAGUUGGGUAUCAACUUGACAUGAAUGUAAACCCCUCUGCCAUCCCAACUAUGUAGAGCCCGUAGGAAGUAAACAAGGAAGCUAUUCUGCAUUGUUAGCGGCUUCAUCAGUAGAGCUGCAGAGCAAGCAUCCUUUAGAGUAGCAGAACUCCCACCCCCCUCUGUUCGGCGGGGGAGCCACAGGGUUUGUCUUCGUCAAGAACAAGGCUAUCGGGUGUCGUGAUCAUUUCUCGUUUAGUAUUAUGAGGCAUUGAGUUAAAGGCAGGAUUGUGUGUGUAUUGACAAUGGGAUAGAUAACAAGUCCAUCUGUUGAGUGAAAAUAUUUGAAAAACAGUCUAUUAAUCUGUCCACGGUCCUAUAGUCUGCAGAUGUAAGGCCUUAAUAACUUACUUGGAAAGGCAAAUGGAAUGACGAAGUAAAUGCCAAAGCUCAAACCAUACAAUUCUUUCAAUAUAAAAGCCUAAUUUCUACUACUAUGAAGGAUACAUACAUGUGCAGCCUGUAUGUGUGCCAUGAAAAGGAUGCCUCUUGAUUAAAGUGUCUACUGAAGCUUU